Messenger RNA from Penaeus monodon (black tiger shrimp), 2190 nucleotides. RefSeq names its product solute carrier family 46 member 3-like. NCBI's taxonomy places the organism in Eukaryota, Metazoa, Arthropoda, Malacostraca, Decapoda, Penaeidae. Gene Ontology annotation, molecular function: transmembrane transporter activity. Gene Ontology annotation, cellular component: membrane. Gene Ontology annotation, biological process: transmembrane transport. The record is from RefSeq and is a predicted model, not a curated record.
UUCUUCGACCUUCCAGUCGCGCGCACACACACACGCUUGUACAUUGCAAGUUACGCUGCAAGUUGCUAAUCACGUCUCUCGUCCGGUUCACACAUCGAGACAGAGCGCGAGAGAAAAUAAGAAAAAAAAGAAAGAAUUGUUUGUAUAUUACAAACGACGAAGAAGAAAUAAGAGAAAGAGAGAAGAUAUACAGACAAAGACAUUGUAGCUGGUGUUUCUGUCAGCUGUUCGUUAAGAAUUUCAGAAUCUUUGUUUAAGAUGUGUCAAGAGAGUGAAAUGGCCGAUUUCCGAGAACAGAAUAGCAGUGUCGUCCCAGCGGUGUCGAGUGCUGAACCGCUUCUCACGGAACAGAAGGUAAUGGAGGAGAAGGAACAGACCCAGGGUGCAGCCUGUGGGGGGCGGGGCCAGAAGGCGGAGCGAGAUCAUGACGUCAUUUUCACGAAGCCGGGUUUCGUGUCCUCCUGUGUCGCCGGCUUCAGAAAGAUGAUGAGGAACGUGACCCUGGAACCCAUGCUUUUCCUCAAGAUGGUCGCGGAGGGAAACUACGGGGUGGUGGCCGACACACUGGCGGCCGCCGGAACGGAACUCAGCCGAGAAGACUGUCGAAAAUGGGGAGGGAAACACACGGACCCGCAGGUGGCCGUGCAGCGCGUCCAGAACGUGUUUAACUACAACCAGAACCUGAUGGACAGCCUGCUUCCGCUGGUGGUGGUGGUCUUCAUGGGCUCCCUCAGCGACCAGUACGGGAGGAAGCCGCCCAUGCUGGCCGUCCUGGCCGGCUUUGUGGCCGUCUCGCUCCUCUACCUCCUGACGGCCAUCAACACGUCGUGGCCCGUGGAGGUGCUGUACGUGGCCACGUUCGCCGUGGACAUCACGGGCUCGUGGGUGGUGUUCAACAUGGCCGUGUACAGCUACGUGGCCGACAUCACGGCGCCGGAGACCCGCACCAAGCGGCUGGGGGUGCUGGACGCCGUCUGGUAUCUCGGGGGGCCCCUCGGCCGGCUCUUGGGCGGCUGGCUCUUCCCCGUCGCCGGGUAUGGCGUCGUGUUCGCCGUCUCGGCGGUGCUCUGGGUCGUCUGCUUCUUCUACGUUCUGCUCCUCGUGCGCGAGAGCGUGCCCUCCGCGCCGCAGGAGCCGGCGCCGCAGGAGGGCCGCGACGCUCGCUGCGGCCAGCUCCGCCACGUACUGUCACUGCUGCGCACGGCGUUCCAGUGGCGCCCGGGGCGCGGCCGACAGCUCCUGCUGGGGCUCCUUGCGAUCAAGCUACUGGUGUUCUUAACUCAGGGCCACCAGCUUUAUCUGUGGGCGCGGCGCGUGCUUCGCUGGGGCGUCCCCGAGUUCUCGACGUGGACGAGCGUGGAGUCCCUGGUGCACCAGGCCGGCAUGCUGCUCCUGGUGACUGUGGCCGCGCGGCUGCGCCUCCACGACGCGCUGGUGGCGGUGGCGGGCCUCGUGUCUAUAGGGCUGUGGUCGGGCGCGCUAGCGCUCGUGCAAGGGCCGGCGCAGUGGUGGCUGACGGUGGUGGCGUCGCUGCUGGGGUCGCUGGAGGCCGCCAUCGAACCGGCGCUGCGCACCCUCCUCACCGUGGUGGCGGCCAAGGGCGAGGCCGGCCGCGUGCUGGCACUCAACGGCCUGCUGGAGGCGGCCUGGCUCUCCGUCGACCGCUCGAUCUUCACGCUGCUCUACAACACCUUCGUCGAGAGCUUCCCGCAGAUCAAUUUCGUGGUACAAAGCGGCGUCUCAGCGGUACUCGUCGUGGCAGUCCUCGUGCUUUGGCGUCGCUUCCAGUAUCAGGUACCCGACGACACCCAGGUCGAAAACCCAUCUGAGAGAAAUCCUUAUUCGGCCCCCCACUCGGUACCCUCCCCCUCCCCCGCCCACACCCACGACCACGCCCAUCACAUGUGAAAUGGGAGGAUGGCGGGCGGGAUGAAAAAUUGUCAUGGUGCUUCUCUUUGUCAAUGUCCAGUCACAGCCAAAGUACUGGAAAUGACACUUCGAAGCCCUUGUUAAGAAAGCUUCGAAUCUCUUCUAGUGAAUGAAGCUUCGAAAUCUUCCUUGUAUAUAAAACAUUGGAAUUUGUGAACGUAGCUUCGUACUCUUCUUAUUAUUAAUGAAGCCGGGAAACCCACCUUAUAAAUGAAGUAUCGUAAACCUUAUGAAUAAAGCUUCGAAACCCCUUCUUAUGAA